Molecule: messenger RNA, 2370 nt
Organism: Aspergillus campestris IBT 28561
Lineage: Eukaryota; Fungi; Ascomycota; Eurotiomycetes; Eurotiales; Aspergillaceae
Exons: 2
Coding region: 1-2370 (789 amino acids)
Biological process (GO): regulation of DNA-templated transcription
Molecular function (GO): sequence-specific DNA binding; DNA-binding transcription factor activity
Source: RefSeq, a predicted model, not a curated record
AUGAGUCCCCAAGGCGUCACCCGCAAGAGGCCCGCCCCGGGCACCUCUCCCCUCCCCCAUCCCCCUCAACCGCAUAUGGGUCCCAUUCCCAACUUCCCCCAGUCCGCCGGUCCGCAGCUGUCCAACGAUCAGUUCCUGCAAUGGGGGCAGAAUCCGGCGCAUGUCGCCAAUCCACCGCCCUUCCCCGAUCCUACCGCAUACAACAACGCCGCCUACGCCGCCGCCCAGGACAUCCCCGCCUCGUCCACCCAGUUGGCGCGUCGCCAGACCCCCGCCCCGGUGCCCACCCGCGCCCCCCGAUAUGAAUCCCCCUCCACCACCUCGGAGAAUGGCAGUCAGCCGGCCGACCCGGGCCCCUGGGGCGAGAGUCUGGAGCAUCUCUACCAACGCGCCGUCGUCGCCAAGCGCGACGCCCAGGCCAAGCGGAAGCAGAUUCCCCCGUUUGUCCAGAAACUGAGCAGUUUCCUCGACGAGUCCAAGAAUACCGAGCUGAUCCGGUGGGCCGACGACGGGAAUUCCUUCAUCGUCCUGGACGAGGACGAGUUCGCGAAGACCCUCAUCCCCGAGCUGUUCAAACACAACAACUACGCCUCCUUUGUCCGUCAGUUGAAUAUGUACGGCUUCCACAAGAAGGUCGGCCUGUCCGAUAACUCGAUGCGCGCCAGCGAGCGCAAGAACAAGAGCCCCAGCGAAUACGCCAACCCCUACUUCCGCCGCGGCCACCCCGACCUGCUCUGGCUCAUCUCCAAGCCCAAGAACUCCGGCGGCCAGGCCAACCGCCCCGCCAAGCCGCCCGUCCGCGUCAAGACCGAGGACGGCGACCCCGACGACGACGACACGGACGAGCCCGCGAGCCUCCACCAUGAUCGGGCCCGCGGCCGCCAGCUCUCCCUCAUCACCAACAACGACGUCGCCAAGGACCAACUCUCCGGCGUCUACCGCGAGCUGCAGGCCAUCCGCCAGCAGCAGCAGAUCAUCUCCACCACCAUCACCAAGCUCCGCCGCGAGCACGAGCAGCUCUACGCCCAGGCCGCCAACUUCCAGGAGCAGCACAGUCGCCACGAGAACUCCAUCAACGCCAUCCUGACCUUCCUGGCCACCGUCUACAACCGCAGCCUGCAGGGCCAGGACGGCGGCCCGCAGAACCUGGCCAACUCCUUCGCCGGCGCCAUCUCGCAGGAUCCGGGCAACAUCGUCGACGUCGGGGACGACUACUCCCUCAGCACCCUGGGCGCCUCCAACCUCCCCGGUCCCGCCGCCGCCGCCGCCGCCGCCCGCGCCGCCAAGAAGCAGCCCCUCCUCUUGAAGGCGCCCCCGGCCCCCGGCGCCAAUCGCGCCACCACCCUGUCCCCCGCCGCCAGUGCCUACGAGCGCCCGCCGCCGCGCGCCCCCUCCCGGCACCAGCCCACGGCCCCGCCCACGGGUCAGGUCGAGGAGGUGUUCGACGCCAGCCCGCGGCCCAAGGCCCCCCUGCCCCCGAACCCGACGGCGCAGGGAGACGCGCCCCAGCGGGACAUCAUGUCCGUCAUCGAGAACUCCAACGCCCGCAACGGCCUCCCGACCAGCCUUGCCGACUUCCCCAACGUCCUCUCGUCCCUGGAGACCUCGGGCGGGAACGUGCCGCUGACGCCGAACCAGCGCGCGGACAUGCUGCGUCUGAUGGCCCACGAGUCGCACCCGGGCGGCGACGACGUCCCCCUGUCCCAUAACAACGCCCUGAUGACCCCGACGCCCCCGCCGAUGCCCCACAACUACUCGGGCCGCCUCGCCGACACGCGCGCCGAGAUUGACAACCUCGUCAAGAUGCAGGCUGAGCAGGACCGGUCCGUCCAGAACCUCACCAACUUGCUGCAGCCCCUCAGCCCUACCGGCGCCAUCCCGGGCCUCGGCGCCGACGGCAGCGUGCCCCCGCCACCGCUCGACCUCGACCAGAUCUUCAGCAAUGACUACUUUACGGACCUGCACGACGCCGACCCGCACCACAAGUCGAAUCUCGAGUACGGCGACCCCGCGUCGGGCCAGCACCCGCUCCCGGAGCCGCCGGUCCACCCGGGACCGGACGACAGCGGCCUCAAGGACGCGCACGAUCUCUUCAACUUCGACCACGUCCCGGCGGACGACGAUCCAUUCGGCGCCAACCCGCCUCCGAACCCGUCCUACUACGGCGGAUACGACGGCAGCAACGGCUACGGCGCACCGCCCGGUCUCGCUCCGAACCCGGGCCCCGUCCCAAACGACUCGGGCCGGAUCAUCGAGACCCUGACCGACAGCGAAGGGACGAGCCCGGCCAACACCGUCGAGGAGGUACCCGGGUACGGCGAGGACGGCCAGCCCCCAGGCAGUGAGAGCAAGCGACGGAGACGGGCGUGA